This is a messenger RNA of Nezara viridula (southern green stink bug), 3794 nucleotides long. The record is from the annotation of a GenBank genome assembly. Lineage: Eukaryota; Metazoa; Arthropoda; Insecta; Hemiptera; Pentatomidae.
AUCCAACGUCGCUUCCUGCACCAGUGGAUUUUCAACAGUACGGAGGACAAUAUUCAAUUCAGUGAAGUACAGUUCAGGAUCCGGCAGGAAUUAGGACCAGGACGUCAACGAAUGCCGUUUCGACCGAAUAUUUAGCAGGAUUCCUUUAACAUCACGUAUGAGAACAAAACAAUGCUAGAAAAGAAAGGAAAUAUUGUAGCGGACAUAAGGGCAGAUAACGAUUUGGAAAAAAAAAUAGAUUCAAAUCGGCUCAAUGGAAAGCAAUGCCUGGACUUGGAAAAGGCAGCAAAAUGUCCGUCACCAUGCAACUAUACAGACUUCGCACACAUACAGGGUAAAAAUGCAGAUUUUGAAGAAGCCAUUGAGCUAGCAGGUUACGGGAAAUUCCACUACUUUUUACUGAUAGUAUGUGGCUUUGUAAGUACAAGCGAGGAGAUGGAUGUGAUAUCCAUGUCCUUUUUACUCCCCUCUGCACAGUGCGAUCUAGAAUUAAGUACCUAUAGCAAAGGAUGGCUCAACAGCAUCAUAUUUAUAGGUAUGAUGCUCGGAGCGUACUUCUGGGGUUCACUUGCAGACACGAUUGGAAGGCGGAAAGUGUUAAUAGUGAUAUCGUUCAUGAAUGCAGUUUGCAUUGUGAUAUCGAGUCUCAGCCAAUCCUAUUGGCUUUUCAUGCUUUUCCGAUUUCUCAAUGGAGCUGCCCUCGGUGGAAGUGGUCCAGUAGUUUGGUCUUACUUUGCUGAAUUUCAACCAAAGAAGAAAAGAGGAUCCAUGUUGAGUUUCAUGGCAGCUUUUUGGACACUAGGAAAUUUAUUUGUGGCAAGUUUGGCUUGGAGUAUUAUCCCAAGCAAGAUGAUUCUUACCUUACCAGGAUUUAUAUUUAACUCUUGGCGAGUUUUCUUGAUGAUUUGUUCACUGCCGAGCUUCGUAGUAGCAGGCUUACUCUACUUUCUACCAGAAAGUCCGAAGUUCCUCAUAUCGACUGGAAAGUCAGAUGAAGCUCUGAAAGUUUUUCAACAUAUAUAUAAUAAAAAUACAGGCAAACCGGAAGAAAACUAUCCGAUUUUAAGCCUGGUCAAGAUGGAGAUGGAGCCACAAUCUCCUGAAAACGGCACAAAUAACGAAGAAAAACCAUUAAGACUGAUGUUAAAAGAAAUUAUAGCACAUACGAGGAACUUAUUCAUACCUCCCAUCUUGCGAUUUACUAUAAUCUCUGUCACCAUCAAUUUUACAUUUCACAUAGGAUACUACGGCCUUAUGAUGUGGUUCCCUGAGCUGUUCAACAGAUUUGACGAAUACGCUCGUUCCCACGGUGGUCUCGAAGAAGCUUCCGUCUGCGAUGUCACAUACUUCGUUGUUAACUCCGGUUCACAAGCACAGAACAACAUGUGCGACGACAAGAUAGAAAGUAGUGUGUUCCUUGAGUCUUUCAUCACAGUAGCAGCCGCUGUCCCUAGCAACAUACUCGCCAUCCUAGGCAUGGACUCUCUAGGAAGAAAAUUCUUUCUCGUAUUCAGUACUGUAACGUCUGGAAUAUGCGCUAUAUGCAUGUUUUUCGUUUACAACAAGACACAAAAUCUUAUAGUUUCUGCUAUCUUCAGUGGAGUGAUUAGUUGUGGAAACGCCGCGCUCGAUUGCCUGAUAACCGAAAUAUUUCCAACGAAUCUCAGGGCGACUGGUGUUGCCAUUUCGAUGGUCGCUGCAAGACUUGGUGGCAUCGUAGGGAACAUAGUCAUCGCUACCUUACUGGACAUGUACUGUCCUGCUCCCACAUUCAUUGUGGCUGCUCUUCUCAUUGGCGGAGGUCUCCUGUGCCUGUUCUUACCAAACACAACCAGAGUUCCUUUAUCGUGACAUUCUCUAUUUUAUUAAGAAGGCAUUUGUAAAUAAUCGUCCUUUAAGAACUUUUAAAUACUCAUUUACAAUUUGUGAAACAAUAUCUAUAAGUACUUAGUUUAAGUUAUGUGAAUGUAUUUUUUUAAAUUAAAAAUGGUUUUAUUUUAAACGAUUUAAUAUAAUUUUGUAAAAAAAAAAUUUAUAAAAAACAAUUUUUGAAACCGAAUAUUGUCCUAUGAAUAUUUAUAUUGUGUAUGUAUAAUUUAUCUGAAAACACUCUGAUUUUAAAUAUCCUUCAUUAUGUGUAUGUAUUGUAAAUAUUAAUUAGCCAAAUUGGAGAAAUAAAUAACUAAUAUAAAAAUCAUGCUGUUUUUUAUUUGUUUAAUAAAUAUUCAUUAUUCAACAAAAUAAAAAUUAUUGAAAAUGGCAGAAUUAAAAAAUCAUGCACAGUGUGACCUAGUGUGACCAAUCAUCACACAACUAUCAUUUACCUGCUUAGAGUAAAUAUUUUCACAAAAAAAGGAUUUAAAAGUAAAAACAAUGGUAUAACUUCAUUUAAAACAAUUAAUUACUGUUUUUCCUACCCACCAAAUGUAUUAAUUUAUACAUUUAUACCACUUUACGACUGAAAAUAAUACCAAUGAUUGGGAGGAAUCAUCUUGAGGAAUUGGGAGGAAGGAUCUUUUACAAGAAUUCUGAGUUUUAUUUGAAACACAUAUCACUAACAAAACUUGUUUAAAAAGAAGUUAAUUACUAUAUAUUGUCUAUUAUUAAAUCCACAUUUCGGAUGAAAACUUCCCUAGAAAAAUACGGAUAAGUGAAAUAUAGAAGUUGAACCAACAAAAUGAAAGCAUUGUAGAGGGUUAUCGGGUAUAAAAAAAUGGAGAGAAUCAGCAGAGUUCGGGAGUUCUCGGCUGUUUACGUUCUGUUCCCAACUGUUCAAAAAUAUUUAUUUAAAGUAAUCCUUUUUUUAAUAAGAAUAAUUGUCAAACCAGAAUUAUUACUCUGCGGGUAUCUUUAUAGUUUUUUACACUGAAAGAAAAAAUAAAAUAUACCAAAGGCUGGUAGCUAAGUUAACAUAUAUACCAUCUCACCAAUCAUUAUUCCAAGGAAACAACUGAUUCCUAAGUCGAUAGUAUCAGGCAUACACACUUUAGACUAUAUCUCAGGAGUCACAUCUCAUGUAUACUAAAUAUCUUGCAAAAACUUAUUUACAUUUGAUUACUUUAAAUCAAUAAGAACUUUGAUUAAUAUUCCCUUUGUGAAAUCAACAAUGAUUGAGCUUAUUAUAACUAUAACUGAUAUAUAAAAAGUUUGUGCCAUUUUAGCUCCAUCAAAAAUAUACUUGGUUACUUUUUUUAAUAAACUGAAAUAAUUUUUAUCAGAAAUUAAGAAUCAAUAUAUGGAAUAUAUAUCCAUAUGGAUUCAUACUCCACUUCAGUUCUCUAUACUACCAGAAACCACUAAUGUGGAAUACUAAAAUAAAUAAAUAAUGAUUGAACAAUUAAAUGUUGGAUCAUAACUUUGUAUUUAAUCUAUAAUUAUCGCAACUGUGAAGCAUCUUAGACAAUUUUUAUAAAGGGGUGAAAGAAGAAUAAAAUUGUUAAAAGAAAAAACAUAGUUUAUUAAAAAAACUAUUCCCUCAUCAUCUUUUCCUUUUGCCUGGCCAACUUCUUUUUGGAUACUUUCUUCUUCAUGGGCUCCUCAUCAGUAGCCUUGGCGACAACCUGUUCCUUUUCAGUCAAGACAACUUCGAUGUGGCAGGUCCUCAAUACUUACGGUUAAUUCUACCAUGAGCUCUGUAAGUUCUCCUUCUCAAACGUGGAGCUCUAUUUACUUGGAUAUGCUCAAUUACAAGCCUGUCGACAUCAAGAUUUUUGUAAUCAGCAUUGGAUUCAGCGUUCUUCAAAAGCUGGAGCAGAAAUUCUGCAGAUUUUUUUGGCCAACGACCUUGGGUAACA